GCCGAUGUCGUAGCCACAUACAAGUAAUCUUAUAUAGGUAACCAACGUCUCUUGGGUAUAUCCCUUGCUUAAAAUAGCGGUCCAGGUUCAUCACCACACACGACGCCUCCGGGAAAGCGAUAUUUAGCGAUGCCAUACCAGAGCAGGCGCCAGUCCGCCAGGUCAUGGGCGGGGACAUGUUAUUCAGCUUGAUGUACACGACGCAGGGAUUCCCCGUAUCGAUGGCCGACGGCAAGGACAUAAAGACGUACCAGAACUACCUAACCAACACUCCAGCGAUCAGCAUCCCCAGCGGAACCGCGUGUCGUACUGUGGACUUUCCGCCCGACUACACGACGCCAAUGCACCGGAUGCCGUCUUGCGACUUCGGCGUCGUGCUGGAGGGCGAGGUAGAACUGAUACUGGACUCGGGCGAGACGCGGCUGCUGAAGAGAGGGGAUGUGUCCGUGCAACGUGGGACGAACUACGCGUGGCAUAACACAAGUAGGGACAGCUGGGCGAGGAUGCUGUAUGUGCUACAGUCGGCGGAGAAGGUGGUUGCGGGAGGGAUUGAUUGAGUAACUAUAAUUUGACCAUAUUUAUCGAAUCAUUACUACUUUAGAGAAUACCUUAUCCCUAAGGAGUGGAUUCUCUGAUUUGUGGCGUUCGGAGUUAAGAGACAAGGUUUAUCGUCAUAUAUAAUAUUUGGAUUUACAACAGCUGCGAA
Daldinia caldariorum is the source of this 706-nucleotide messenger RNA. RefSeq lists its product as uncharacterized. The coding region runs from base 165 to 557 and encodes 130 amino acids. The transcript is spliced from 3 exons. Lineage: Eukaryota; Fungi; Ascomycota; Sordariomycetes; Xylariales; Hypoxylaceae. The record is from RefSeq and is a predicted model, not a curated record.